CUGUCUAUGGCCUACACCCCAGUGCAGGUGUUAGCAGUUGCAGGGGGCUCUGUUUUCUUGAAAGCAACCCCCCCUCCCAAUUUUCACAUCCGGGAAACCAUCUGGCGUUCCCUGACGCCUUCAGAAGAGCUGGUGGCCACUUCAUACAAAGGAACGCCGGAGAUCCAGUAUCAGUCCCGUUUCCACGGAAGGACUCAACUCCACAAUAACUUCACCUUAGAGAUCCACCCAGUGGAUCUGGAAGAUGCUGGGAUCUUCUCGGUUCUCCUAGUGGACACCACCGGAAAGAUGAAACGAGAAGCUUUUGGGCUGAAGGUUUACGAUAAGGUUUCUACUCCAGUUAUCCAGGUGUUCACAGAAGCAAGGGACGCAAAUAGCUCCUCCGAAGCCUGCAUACUUUUUCUGACCUGCAAUGCGGCCAGCAGGACUAACGUCACCUACGACUGGGCAGGGCUGGGGAGCGAGAGUGGGCACAGCCCAAAGCAUGGGGUCCUGGAGGAGGGCCAAGUCCUACGGGUCAAACUGGACCCCAAGGAGGACCUUCAGGUGAGCUACACCUGCACGGCUUCUAACGCCAUUAGCCAGAAAUCAGCGGCCAUCGAGGUCCGGGACUCCUGCCAACCACGUUCAGGGUCCCCGAAAGUCAAGAUGGCAGGUGGGAUCAAAUCCCUGACCCGUUUUCAUGUCUGUGUGACAUGCAACACAUAAGGGGGAAGAAUUUCAAAACACAAUUGCACCCCCCAUCUUGAAUUUUUGGGCUGCCUCCUGUGGCUAUUCUUCAGAGACCGGUAGAACAAGUUCAAGAAGUUUCUUCAAAAGGAAAAAUACAGUGAGAAGCUGAAAAGAGGAUUGGAUAGGACCUCGGGACCUCUUAAAUGUAAAGUUUGAAGCCAUCUCACUCAUGUGCCACUUUUUUCAGCUGUUCCUCCAUCUUUGGGCUGAUAUCAGUAAAGUUCAACCUAGGAAGAAGAACCAGAAGAAAUGUUGCCUUGAAAAUCACAACAUGCAGUGAUGCUGAUGGGCAGGUAUUUAGAGACAAAAAAAAGGAAAAAUAGAAAAUAGCAACUUGGAUGUUUGGUUUAGGCAAAGGUGCUAUUUAUAUUUUUCCAGCGUCUUUUUUGCUGUAUCUUUCUCAACUGACUAAAAAAGGCUCUACAACAGCAUGUAUUUUGGAUAGCAAUACUGUUUAAGUGCAUAAAGAAUGAGAAAGUUACUACAGAAAUAGGAAAGUGACAAUUUUUCAAACCAGAUGUUCUUGGCCGGUCACUCUCACACAUUUCUCAAAGGCCAAGUGUGCGUCUUUCCUCGAGGGCUGGUAAAUUUUCUUUUCUGCAUCAUACCUGAUUUCUUAGUGGCAUGCAAGUCAAAAUUCCAGUCCCAAUUGUGGUCAAUUAAGCAAGGACCACCUGUAUUGUAUUCAUCUGGAUUGGGGAGGCGACCUGUUUCUAAAAACUGCUUGUCCGUGGUGUCUUAAGCACAGCUGUAUCACCUUCCAAAACCAGCCAAGGUUGGAACCAUCAGCUGCUCCUCUGACAUCCAUCUCCGCAGCCGUUGUUUUCUUUCCACUUUUUUUUUUUUUGCUCAAUGUCAAGCAAUCACUAGCAGAAUCUUGCAGUUUGCACAAUACUAGGUUGUGGUCGCUGUUCUGUUGCCUCUGAUAUUCCCUUAAUUUAGUAUCACUUGGGGGACUUAGCAAGGACUAAAGAAUAUUCCACGGAACACAUUUAAAUUCAGAUUCUUCCUUCUGCGGCGUCCUGGGACGACUCAAGAACAUUACAAAUCAGAAGCUGUGCAAACUUUAAAGGUUUUUUAUUUGCAGUAUUUACACAGAUCCAAGCUACUAAAAAUUAUACAGUAUUUACACAUUUUUUAUA
Candoia aspera is the source of this 1874-nucleotide messenger RNA. It is a transcript of the gene SLAMF8, whose product is annotated as SLAM family member 8. Lineage: Eukaryota; Metazoa; Chordata; Lepidosauria; Squamata; Candoiidae. The coding region runs from base 7 to 708 and encodes 233 amino acids. The record is from RefSeq and is a predicted model, not a curated record. The transcript is spliced from 3 exons.